GGUGAAAAUGUAACUAACGUAAGAUCUAACAACUGUUUUGUUAGUACCUGAAAUAGAACCAAACAAUAAAAACAGCGCAGAAAAUAAAACACAAUCCAACAAUUAUUUGAACUUUUGUUUCUUAAUCAUUCUUGUUGUUGCAACCUAUGGUUGAAGGCGGAUAGGCGGAGUAGAUGAGAGGGCUGUUGGGCAGGCAGGCGACACUGAAAGAGAGAAUUGGCCAUUUUCCAAUAUAAUCUCUCUUCCUCUCUUUCUGCAGUUGAGGUGCUGCCGACGGCGGCGGUCCGCGGCGGCCCUCUCUUCUUAUUUUUCUCAAAGUUCGAGGCUUGGGGAUGGGGAUUCUGAGGAGAAUUGCGGGGUUUUUAGGGUUUGGAAAGGACGAUCUGCACGAGGCGAGGGACGACGAUGAGGACGACGAAGACGAACAAAUUAAUCGUGUGAAUACAGAGGAAGCUCGUCUUCCUCGUAAGGGGUUCGGUGUGCCGGUUCAAGUGGCCGUGGAGAGAGCCCCAGUUGGCCCCGUUCUUGUUCCUUGUAGUUCCGCCGAUGGUGGCGUUCAAGGCCUGCAAUGGUAUGCAAAGCGUCUCAGGGUAGAUGAAGACGGAGAUGUUGCGGAUGAGUUUCUCGGUGAGGUCUCCCCAGAGACAUCUAAUGCAGAAGAUCACCAAAGACCGUUGCCAAGGUUUGAAGUGAAGUACCGCACCCGACCGGCAAAGGUGAGGAGCCAAGUUAUGUCGCCUGAUGGGAAAGUUCAACAAUGUGUGGAAUGCCAAGGUAGAUUGCGGUGGGUAUGAUGGGCUGUGUGUGUUCUCAUGAUCAUUGAGAAGCCCUCAGGCGUUUGAGGGUGGAUCACUCUCCAAUUUAUCAUCAUGGCUACAGGGCUAGCUAAUAGAUUCUUUCAGGAUGGAUCCACAUAUGUUCUGCCAUUCUGGUUUUAAUCAAGGGUUUCUCAAGCAAAGAUUUGGGUUGUACCUGUGCAUCUUGUGAAUCAUCUGGAACUCAUGCAGAUGUUUAACAUUUGAAAUUAAUGUAUCCAUUAGUUUGUGUCCACAUAUAAAUGUACACAAGAAAUGAGUUCAUUAAUUUUACUUUUUUUUUUC
Molecule: messenger RNA, 1100 nt
Organism: Malania oleifera
Lineage: Eukaryota; Viridiplantae; Streptophyta; Magnoliopsida; Santalales; Ximeniaceae
Exons: 2
Coding region: 333-794 (153 amino acids)
Source: RefSeq, a predicted model, not a curated record